Molecule: messenger RNA, 1085 nt
Organism: Aphis gossypii (cotton aphid)
Lineage: Eukaryota; Metazoa; Arthropoda; Insecta; Hemiptera; Aphididae
Exons: 2
Coding region: 117-911 (264 amino acids)
Source: RefSeq, a predicted model, not a curated record
AUUUUAUAUUAAUUAUAACCAAUGUUUAAAUUCGAUUACUUUUAAAAUAGUUAUACAUCUAUACAUCAUAGUCAUAUUUUAACUUUUGUUUUAAUAAUUUAACUAAAUUUCAUAUUAUGAAUGAAACGAAAAUGUUAGGUUUAUCAUUUAAUGUACAGAAAUUGAAAUUUCAGGAUAAUGUCUCUAUUGGUGGUAAAAUAACAGCGAAUGUUAAAUUUUUGAAUUUCAAGGAACAGAGAAUAUUUGAACCAGUGAUUCCUUCUUCGAAUCCAAUGUUUUUGUAUACCGGUAGACUAUUUACAUUUGGUAUAAGUCGUAACAUGAAAUCUGAAUUGUAUAAAGAGUUCAUUGUGCACGUAAAUCUACAUCAAACUGACCCAGACAAAAAACUAACAGAAGCUGCGGUAGAUAUCACUAACAUUUUCCGCGAUAUGUUUUGUAAAGACCCUACACCAGAUAAUAUACCAACUCAGGUGAAAACCAUUAUACGAUUCAAUGAUGACAAUUCUAAACAUAUGGCCACUAUGGACAUUCUUAUCAGUAUUAUUCCAGAUGGAUUGCACCCAGUCGCUCAAUUGCCUUUAGAUGUAGACAUGAAUAGUCAGUUUAUUAAUACAACGAACGAAUGUCAUGUAUGUCCAAACAUAUCAGAUCUUAAAUGUACUGAUGAUAACGAGCACAGUGAUGAAGGUGAAUGGGAUAUGAUUAGAGCGGAACUCAAAAAUAAACAUUCAAUUGCUAUUAAAUAUAAAAGGAAUUAUUAUUCGUUUCAACCAACGCAACCUGAAGAACAUUGCGAAGCAGAAGAAGAUCGCACCACUAAAAGCGAAGAAAAACUUAAUUGCCAUAUGCUCGACUUACUCUCAGAUAUGCAUACACUAAUAUCAAAAAAUCCAAAAAACAAGAAUUAAAAUCAUUAAGAUUUAAAGAAAAUAUACUAUACAAGUUUAAUACAUAACUAUACAAAUGGUUUUUAUGAAAUAGCAAUGUAUAUAUAAAUAUAUAACCUUGAUGUAGUAUAUCUGUGUAUGAAAUAAUUAAGAUCAAGACUGCAGGUUAUACAUUAAAUAAAAAUGUACCUAUUA